Messenger RNA from Solea solea (common sole), 7693 nucleotides. RefSeq names its product Ca++-dependent secretion activator 2 (gene cadps2). The transcript has 30 exons. The record is from RefSeq and is a predicted model, not a curated record. NCBI's taxonomy places the organism in Eukaryota, Metazoa, Chordata, Actinopteri, Pleuronectiformes, Soleidae. The coding region runs from base 345 to 4262 and encodes 1305 amino acids. Gene Ontology annotation, biological process: positive regulation of exocytosis; dense core granule exocytosis; synaptic vesicle exocytosis. Gene Ontology annotation, cellular component: glutamatergic synapse.
GCAGGAGCAAAGGAGCGCGCGCGUGCACAGUGCAGCAACAGCAGCCAGCGGCGGCAGGCGCGCGCUGCCAUUCCGACACAUGGUGGUGCGACGGACGCGGUGGUGGCAACCUGCGAAUAUUAACCGUUAAAACCCCGCCCCACCCUCCACACAAAACACCGACGGACCUCUCGAGUCCGCGCCUCAAAUCACACGACCUACAGCGGCAGGGCAAGACUCGCGGUCGGUUAGGAGCAGCUGUCAACGCCACGUCGACUAAAACAAACAAACUAACGCUCAAACAGUUGUUCCUCUCUUUGUUUUUUGUUCCGUCGGUGUGAGCCGGAGUUAUCAGGCUGUAAACCAUGCUGGACCCGUCCUCCAGCGAAGACACCGGCGGGGAGUCCGACUCAGAAGUUGCGCCGGAGGAGGUUCCGCGGAAACCGGGCGCCUCCUUGUCGGUGAAACGGGGAAAUAGCAGUCGAGCGGGCGGCCAGCAGUCCGCUGCACCUGGGGGUGUCUCCGGUAAAGGUCCGAAAGACAGCGGCGCUUCAGGUGAGGAGGAGGAGGAGAGGAAGGAGCGGGAGCGGAUCCAGAGAGAGGAAGAGGAGAGAAAAACUAAACUGCAGAUUUAUGUGUUCGUCCUGCGGUGCAUAGCCUACCCAUUCAACGCCAAGCAGCCUACCGACAUGGCCCGGCGGCAGCAAAAGGUGAACAAGCAGCAGCUUCAGGCGGUGAAGGAGCGUUUUCUGGCCUUCCUCAAUGGGGAAACUCAGAUUGUGGCAGAUGAAGCUUUCUGCAAUGCCGUGAGGAGCUACUACGAGGGUUUCCUGAAGAGUGAGCGUGUUUACCGGAUGGUUCAGAGCGGUGGCUGCUCAGCCAAUGACUUUCGCGAUGUCUUUAAGAAAAACAUAGAGAGGCGCAUUCGCAGCCUCCCGGAGAUUGACGGCCUGAGCAAAGAGACUGUGCUUAGCUCCUGGAUUGCCAAGUACGAUGCCAUCUACAGGGGGGAUGAGGACAUGCGGCGCCAGAUACAGCGGGCGCACCUGAGUGCUGUGUCGGAGCUCAUCCUCAGUAAGGAGCAGUUGUACGAGAUGUUCCAGCAGAUACUGGGCAUCCGGAAGUUUGAGCACCAGCUGCUGUACAACGCCUGUCAGUUGGACAACGUGGAUGAGCAGGCAGCUCAGAUCCGCAGAGAGCUUGAUGGCAGGCUCCAACUUGCUGAGAAGAUUGCCAGGGAAAAGAGAUACCCAAAGUUUGUCUCUAAUGACAUGGAAGCUCUGUAUGUGGAGGAGCUGCGCUCAUCCGUCAACCUUCUGAUGGCAAACCUAGAGAGUCUGCCGGUGUCCAAGGGAGGCCCAGACUUUAAACAGAAACUCAAACGCUCCUCUAUGAACAACUCCUUCCUGGAUCUUGGAGACGAGGGAGACGUCUUGUCCAAAUCUGACGUUGUGCUGUCUUUCACUCUGGAGAUUGUCAUCGUGGAAGUCCAGGGUCUGAAGUCUGUUGCUCCAAACCGGAUUGUUUACUGCACCAUGGAGGUGGAGGGAGGAGAGAAGCUGCAGACGGACCAGGCAGAAGCCGCCAGACCACAGUGGGGGACUCAGGGGGAUUUUAUCACAACUCACCCGCUGCCCUCGGUCAAAGUAAAGCUGUUCACAGAGUGCACCGGGGUCCUGGCUCUGGAGGACAAGGAGCUGGGCCGAGUGGUCCUCAACCCCACCACCAAUGGACCAAAGCAGGCUGACUUCCACAGGAUGGCCGUCCCCAAGAACAGUCAGGACGCCGAGCUGAAGAUCAAGCUGGCCGUCCGCAUGGACAAACCCCCCAACAUGAAGCACUGCGGGUACCUGUACGCUCUGGGACAAAGACUCUGGAAACGCUGGAAAAGAAGAUAUUUUGUUCUUGUUCAGGUGAGUCAGUACACAUUUGCCAUGUGCAGCUACAGAGAGAAGAAGGCGGAGCCUCAGGAGCUGAUGCAGCUGGAGGGCUACACUGUGGAUUACUGUGAUCCUCAGCCAGGUCUUCAGGGUGGUCGAGUGUUUUUUAACGCGGUGAAGGAGGGCGACCUGGUGAUGUUUGCCUGUGACGAUGAGUCGGACCGAGUUCUGUGGGUUCAGGCCAUGUACCGGGCCACCGGACAGUCCUACAAGCCAGUUCCACCUCUCCAGAACAAAACCACAAAUUGCAGAGGAGGGAUUCAGAAAGCCGCAUCGCAUAUCAGUCUGGAUCCAUCUCAGCGUCAGGGAGUGGAGGGGUUGAUCUCUGCAGCUCCGUGUCACUUCGACCACGCCACCCUGUUCAGCGUGUUACAGAAACACACUCUGCAGCACCGCAUGAACGACUCCUUCUCCUGCCUGGGUUGGUUCAGUCCUGGUCAGGUGUUUGUCCUGGACGAAUACUGCGCACGGUACGGCGUCCGAGGUUGCCACCGUCACCUGAGCUACCUGAAGGGUUUGAUGGACUAUUCGGAGAACAGCACACUGGUUGACCCCAUGCUGCUGCACUACAGCUAUGCCUUCUGCGUCUCCCACGUCCACGGGAACAGGCCUGAUGGGAUGGGGACUGUGACCGCAGAGGAGAAGGAGGAGUUUGAGGCCAUCAGAAGUCGUCUCAUGGCUCUGCUAGAGUAUCAGAUCACACAUUUUAGGUACUGCUUUCCGUUUGGACGACCAGAUGGGGCCCUGAAGGCAACACUUUCCCUGCAGGAACGGGUUUUGAUGAAAGACAUCACCACACCAGUCCCUCCAGAGGAAAUGAAGAAACUCGUGCAGAGGUGCCUGGAAAAUGCAGCUCGGAUCAACUACAGUCAGCUGAUUGAAUAUGCCCAGAUCAAGGUGGAUGCUCAGGCAGCUCCAGAGAAAAGACUGGAGGACAUGAUGAGACUGGGGGAGCUCUGCAUCGAAGUCCUGCAGCAAAAUGAUGAGCAUCACUCGGAGGCUUUCUUGUGGUGGCCGGAGCUGAUGGCCGAACACGCCGAAAUGUUUCUGUCACUGUACAGAGCCAACAUGGACGCCGCGCUUCAGGUCCAGCCUAUCGACUCAUGGGACAGCUUCCCACUUUUUCAGCUUCUCAACAACUUCCUGCGAACUGACUCUCACCUUUGUAAUGGAACGUUCCAUAAACACCUGCAGGACCUGUUCGUCCCCCUGGUGGUGCGCUACAUCGACCUGAUGGAGUCGUCCAUCGCACAGUCCAUCCACCGUGGUUUUGAGCAGGAAACCUGGCAGUCUGUCAAGUCGCUAACAAACAAUCUAGCAAGCGUUCCUCUCCCAAAAGUCCCCAGUCUUCCACUGACGCUGCCACAAAUGCCCAGUUUUUCAGCACCUGCCUGGAUGGGACCGCUGUGUGAGAACACCUUGCAAGGAAUUAAUCUGCCCAACAUCUUUCACGGCUCAGCUACCUCAGAAGAUUUGUUCUGGAAGCUGGACGCUCUGCAGAUGUUCGUGCUUGACCUCCACUGGCCGGAGCCCGAGUUUGCCAAACAUCUGGAGCAGCGACUAAAACUGAUGGCCAGUGAUAUGAUGGAGGCCUGUGUCAAGAGAACAAAAUCUGCGUUUGAUGCCAAGAUGCAGAAAGCGAGUAAAUCGACAGACUUCCGGGUGCCACUUUCAGUCUGCACCAUGUUCAACGUGCUGAUGGACGCUAAGAAGCAGUGCUCCAAACUCUGCGUGCUGGACACGGGUCAGGAGAUUGACAAACAAUGGCAACAGUACCACUCCAAAAUCGAUGUCCUUAUCGAUGAGGCGUUCAAAGAAAUGAUCUCCUCCCUCAUCUCAAAGUUUGCCGGUGUUUUAGACGGUGUCCUUUCCAAGCUCUCGAGAUACGAUGAAGGAACAUUCUUCUCUUCAAUCCUCUCUUUCACAGUGAAAGCUGCUGCCAAAUAUGUGGAAGUCCCUAAACCAGGGAUGGAUCUGGCCGACACCUACAUCACCUUCGUACGACAGAACCAGGACAUCCUCAGAGACCGCAUCAACGAUGAGCUCUACAUUGAGGAAGUGUUCGAUCAAUGGUAUACUGGCUGCAUGAAGGCUGUGUGUGUUUGGUUGACUGACAGACUGGACCUGCAGCUCCACACGUACCAGCUAAAAACACUCAUUAAGAUUGUGAAGAAGACCUACCGUGACUUCAGGCUGCAGGGUGUGCUGGAUGGCACGUUGAACAGCAAGAGCUACGAGACCGUGUACAACCGUCUGACAGUGGAGGAAGCCACAGCCGCCGUCAAGGCGGGAGACGGCCUGCAGGGCAUCAGCAUGAGAGACAGCGAUGAGGAGGAUGACUAAAUCUACACACACACACACACACACACACACACACACGCCCUGUUUCUACUCCAUUGUUAUCUUCUCUAACAGAUUAGGACCAUCUAUGACUUUUAAUUACAUGUGUCCUUCACGUCGCUAAACAGGUCUCAUUCAAACCUACCAAGACAACACAUGUUAUUUCAGACUAAUAUGUAUCUAAAGUAGGUGCUACUGGACAGAAUGGCUGUGAUUUGUUUUUUUCCCAACAGCAGAACAGGUAAAGUGUAAAAUGUGUGCCGCCAUGUUGCAACAGCCCAAUCCAGUGAGCUCAGCCCUAUUGGAGCUUGUUAGCCUUGUUGUUAAUGUCCACACAACUCUGUUCCAGUUCACCAAAAACAGUCAUGUUAUAUGUUACAGUCACAGCAGGGCGAGUUACGCUGAUGGUGCACAGUGACGUGUGAGAGAAUUCGACUUUUGCUCAGAACAAAGAGCCACAUUUUCCCCAAAACUAUUUAAAAUCCUUGAAAACAGACUCUACUUUCAACUCUUUUUGUAGCGAUCGUGCGUACUGCACCUUUAAGUCUACUUAACUCUCUCAUUUGUGCCAUGAAUUGAACUGAAUCUUAAUCUAACAGUAUCAUUACAGGCCUAACAUCACUUUAGCCUGGUGUUAGUCUUUGUAGAUAACGUAGUGGACGUUUUAUAAAAGCUUUACGACCGCUGUCAUUAGGUCAUGAUGAAGAAAUGUGUGAUAAGACGGUCCAGCAGUUACAUAGCUCACCUGAACAGAGGAAAUAUCUGCAGUGUUGAUAGAAGAUUGUGUAUAAGCAAAAAUGUUAUUCAGCAACGUCAGGCGCACAGUUCUGGCUCUCUGGUGUCAAACACCAACUUAAAUAUUGAACAUAUAAUGAAAACAGUUGAAGAGGAGAGCUCAGGUCGUGACUUAUCACACGCUCAUUGUCCAGAAACACUGUUACUGCACAUGUCUGUCGGAGGGAAAAGUUAGUCAAGCUGACAAAAGGCGUCUUUAAAAAGUGAUAGAGCGACAUGUUGUCACCUACAGUACAGACAGUCGUACUCUGAGUGUGGCAGUCGCCUUUUUGUUUGCUUUCACACGUACCUUAUUGUUAAAAGCUCAAAAGAGUCUAAAACCUUUGCGUCUCACCCACAUGCUGCCACAUUCCUGACAGCAACAGCAGCGAAAUCCAACAAAGAGAUUUGGUUUUAUUUGAUAGAAGGCUUGGAAUUGCAAAGUUCUGUCUGACUUUAUCAAAGCUUGUCCACAUUCAUAUUUCCAGUAAGUCAUUCAAUGAAUUUAAGCACAGCCACCUUGUGUUUUCUGGACGAGCGAUUGCUUUCAACGGCAUCAAAAAUGAGUGACAGUCAGUGCAUUUACAUGCACAGUUUAAUCGAGCUAAGGCCUUAGUCUGACUAACACAGGCAAUCGGUCAACGUGUCGAAUUUCCAUGCGAAGAGGAAAUUGAUUUAUUGGUCUGACUCCGCCUCCUGUAGUGGCGCUGUAUCCUUUAUGUGAACGGUGAGAUGGAUUGUGCUGUGGUUCUGUAUGUUUCGUACCUGCUGUACAUGUUGACGUGAUACAAAUUGAACCGAGCGUGGCUCUUGUGGUUGCUGUGUUUGAAGAAAGACGCCGCCGCUGUCUGUACGUCGUCGUCUUCUCCUUCUACUUCCGGGUCGAAGACCAGGGAAGGAAAUGUUGGUGCAUGCUCAGAACGCCAAGUCCGCCUCCAAUCCCACUAAGUGUAUACAUGCAGGUGUAAUCGGACUAUAAUCGUAUUAUCCAGGGAUGUUAGUCUGACCAAGACCAGCUUGAUUUUAGUCGGACUGAUGUGUUUACAUGACAUUAAGAAAACCAAAUGAUUGUCUUAGUCUGACUAAAAUCAGACUUUUAACGUGCAUGUAAACACACUGACUGUUAUAACACCUCAAAUCAUCUGCCAGCAACAUUUUUAGCACUUUUUAAUCUUAAAGUAGUAGCUUUAAUUGAUAUAUUCAUCCUCUGUGGAUUGCUUUCUUUGUCCAUUUUAGGUUAUGUUGUAGAAAGUAAGGACGAGAGGAUACAGUUUAUUUUCCGCUGACUGGUUAAUUGACUUGUCUUUUCAGAACCUUAAUAGAUUACAGGUUGGCUCUCUAUGGAUUUGUCCGUUAUUUCUGUUACAGUUGUUGCCACCAAGUUCUCAACGUCUGAGAAAAAAACAAUCACAUUAAAUGAACGGUUAAUUAUAGAAACCUACUGUAUGUCGGUGAGGUCAAAGUGAAUGUAGCACAGCUGGUGAUAAUGUUUGAUAAUGAAAUUAAGAAUGAUGAAAUAUCAGAAUGCACAUAACGGAAAAAAAGGUCAAAGGUGAAGCGGCAAAUGACUCCAGGAACUGAAAGAUGUUUGAAAUGGGAAAAAUUUGAGUUAGUAGUAGUUUCCUUUUAAGUCAUCGCUUUUGUUUCUAAACUCUGUUUGACCCACUCUUGUUUUAUGUACAAUGUUACAGUAACUGAUGAUGCACUAACCUUUUGAAAAACAACACCCAGACUGUAAUUACCCUGAUUAUACUAUACUGUGUUUGCCACAAGCCCUUUAUUAACCGUAAUCACCAUUCUACUUGCCAAGCAUUGAUAUUAUAAAAUGGCUUUGACAAGAACAGAAUCAAGAAUUUUUCAGUUCUAUUUUUGUUAUUAUUGUUAUGUUUUUAUGUUUAUGUUAGAAAGGACAGUGCUUAGCUUAACAUUUGAGCGUCUGAAGUCUGCAGACAAACUCUGAAGCUGAUGCAAGUGUCGCCACACUGCUGUAGCUCCUUACUCUCAGCCUUAUGUAGCUGAACAAUGUCCCCACUGUUAAACAAGGACAUGUGGUCUCAGGUGGUAAAAGACACACACACAUGUAUAACCAUAAUCCUUCAGGUGAACGCUCUGUGAAGAAGAGUCGAUUUCACCACGCAAAGGUUCUCUAAAGAUGCUGGAAGUGUAAGCGGGGGGAGGGAGGGAGACGCGUGUCGUCGUAGAUCUGCUGUCAUAGCUGUUCAUUGUGAUAUUUUACUGUCGUGAAGAUUUAUAUUUGAGCUGUAGAGUGGUAUGGUCGUACUGUCUCUGUACAUCAUAUCGAUCAAAGUCUUUGAAAUGUGCUAAUCAACUCUGGACUUUUCCUUUUGUUUUAACUGGAACAUCCCGGGACAAUGUGGAGCUGUUUCUUUUUAAUCUGAUCAGUGUUGAGUGGACACAGCGUUGUGUGACUGCCGUCCAACUCACUGGCCACUGUCUGUGUGCUGUGUUCUGUCCGUGAGUCAGAUCGACACCUGUUUUAGCCGUCCGGUCCAGUUUGUGUUAGUGCAGUUUAAAAGGCUCACACCUAAAGGACAAAACUCUAUUUGAAGAAGUAUAUUUAUAUCGUCUUACUGUGCACCUGUUUUUGUUCAGGUGUCUUCUCCAAGUGUCCCUAUUAUAUUAUUAUUAAAAGUGUUUUU